Messenger RNA from Suhomyces tanzawaensis NRRL Y-17324, 1254 nucleotides. RefSeq names its product pseudouridine synthase (gene PUS4). Gene Ontology annotation, molecular function: RNA binding; pseudouridine synthase activity. Lineage: Eukaryota; Fungi; Ascomycota; Pichiomycetes; Serinales; Debaryomycetaceae. Gene Ontology annotation, biological process: mRNA pseudouridine synthesis; tRNA modification. Gene Ontology annotation, cellular component: mitochondrion. Bases 1 to 1254 code for a protein of 417 amino acids. The record is from RefSeq and is a predicted model, not a curated record. The transcript has a single exon.
AUGGACGGUGUGUUUGCAGUUUACAAGCCUUCGGGCGCCACAUCCGCCCAGUUCAUUGGCGAAAUCCAGAAAUUGUUCACAGCAUCUGACGUCUUCAGCGAAGACUUAAACAAGGCCAAAGAAAAGGCCAGAUACGAUCUCAGCUCCAACAAGACCUGGUCCAAGCAGAAGGUGGAAAAGAAGGUACGUGACCUUAAAGUCAAGAUUGGCCAUGGAGGCACGUUAGACCCGUUGGCUAGUGGAGUCUUGGUCAUCGGAGUAGGGUUGGGAACAAAGAAGUUACAACAUUACUUGACUGAAUGUCGCAAGCAGUAUCGAACCAAAGCGUUGUUGGGGAUUUCCACCACCACCGGAGACUCGGAGGGCGAGAUUAUCACCCAGAACAAGAUCGACCAUGUCACCAAGCAAAUGAUUACGGAAACUGGGCCCAAAUUCGUGGGCAACUUGAAACAAACUCCCCCCAUCUUCUCAGCACUCAAGAUCAAUGGAUUGCCCUUCUACGAGUAUGCCAGAAAGGGGAUUCCCUUGCCUGCUCCCAUCAAGACUAGAGAGAUCCAGGUGCACGGCUUGGAAAUACACGAGGAAGACUCGUUGAAGGUCGACCACGAGUUCAACAGAUUACAGAGCCAGUUGGACGAGGACGGCAAGCCAAAGGAACACGGCUUGGCCAACAACCCCACUUUGAAUGACUCGCCCUUGUAUUUCUCCAGCCAGUACCUCGAAAAAGCUGAAAAAGAAGGCCUCUCCACCGAAGUCUCUAAGCCCAAGCUUUUGGACGAAGGCGAGAUCUUGCCUGAAAAAUUGCCCAUGAUCCACUUCACGGCUGACGUUUCUUCUGGUACUUACAUCAGAAGCUUGGUGAGUGACUUUGGAAGAGCGCUCGAGUCUUCUGCCUAUAUGGUGGAACUUAUUAGAACUGCACAGUCCGAUUGGAAAUUGGGCAAAAACGUGUUCACCAUCGAGGACUUCAAGAACAGAGAUGAGCGGAUAUGGGGUCCUGUUUUGAAGAAGGUAUUGGAGCAGGGAAGUGAUGUCGAUGUGGAAGAGGAGUUGAAUUCUUUCUCAGAGAAGAUCUUGCCUUUAAUAGAGAAGGAACAGGAAGUGUUGGCCCAAAAGGCCAAGCAAGAGCAAGAAGCUGAAAAUGCCGAAAAGCCAGAAGUUACCGAAAGUGACGAGCAACCCCAGAAGGCUGCUGAAACGACUGAUGAAUCAGCCGUUCCAAAAAAGAGACACAUCGACGAGGUGGAAAACUAA